AUGGACCCGCAAAGCCAAGCGUUCACUCCAUCAUACAGCCAGUCCACCGACAACUGGCGCAUACAGAACGACGUGAAUAGGAUAUCGCAGAUACAAGCUGAACACGCCGACCGCAUUGUUAGAUUGGAACGCCGGCAGGACGAGGAUGCGCGCGUGAAGAGCGUGUGGGGCAAUAGUUCGCCGUUUCCCAGUGUCCUGAGUGGUACACCUCAGCAAGCGCCUCUCCAACAGCCCACGGGUGAUCAAUUCCGCAGCUUCGACGACGACACAUCCAACCUGAUGAGCAGCCUCCACCUCGACGCCGAAGACGAGCCUCGCCGAGGCACAGGCGCAAACUCCAGGGCUAACAGCGUGCGGUUCGAUGAAUCUGCAAACCAAAACCACUUUUCGCAUUCGACGCGGCCGUCGGUCGACUUUCUCUCACGCACGAGCAGUGGUCUGGGCGGUCUGCAGAUGAACGAGCGCACUUCGUCGCACAAGUCGGAGGGCCGCGCAAGCUCGGCGCACUCGAUGCGCUCUGCCGCCUCGGGUCGUGCGAACAGUCUCAACCUCGACACGGCAGCGUAUGGUCUGAGCGAUCGGUCACCAUCGGAAAUGCCUGGACUUGCGCCUGGAUUGAUGCUACUGGGAGCUGUUCCUGCGAUUAUUCGAUGCUGGAUGAACACCAACUUCAAGCAUGACGCUCUGCUCUACGCUGCAGUCUGCACAGGCUCGUACAAGUCGUUUCUUGAUUCGCGGUUGAUCCAGAAACUUGGCUUUGAACAGGCCAUUCGCACCGAAGAUGAUGGCACUCGCACAGCCAAGCUGCCAAUCUUCUUUCCUGAAGCAGUGCCGCAUCCAUCAUCGUCGAGAUCCAGCAGUCCAGCGCCAUCUCUUCCAGCUUUGGUGGUUGAGUUUCGUGUGUAUGAGGGGACUGCCGAAAGCGAGGAGAGCAAAGCUAUUCAGAUCUUCCUGGGCAGCGACACUUUACGGAUGCACAACGCAGACAUUCUCUUUUCAUCAAACAGCAUGACGUUGUUCGACAAUGAGCGCAACAAGCUCAGUAUACCGCUCGCUCGACCAGAGAACGAGGCGACUUUCAACUCAUUGACCAUCACAACUGGCGCCACAAUUGCAAACGACACACCUGAAAAGACCGCGCACCCGGUCAAAGAGCAGCCGUACUUGAAUGGGCUUGGUCAAGCCAGUUCAGCGGCUUCAGUCUCAUCUACCACUACGAGUCCUCCUCCUGGCACCGGCAAGUAUCGGCCACCCGGUGCUAUCGCUGCUGAGAGCGGCAGUCUGGAUUCCGCAAAGGCUGGUGCUAAUGGAUCUGACAAGGAGUCACGGCCACCAAGUCGGCAGUCUAGUGCAUCACGACCAUCACUGACUCUGCUCAACACCCGAUCCGAACGCGAGGAAACUCCAACGGAAUCGGGAUCACAAACAGCGACACAGCGAUCAGCUACUACUGGUUCACCUGCGAUUUGGAGCAAUUGGCGUAGCACGGCUGCAACUGCACAGCCCAGUGUCCCGGAUUGGGCGACUGCAAGCAGAAAUCGCGAGCAGUCAUACCAACGCAAGGACACGGGCAUCAAAGUGCUGAAGCCAAAGACGGCCACUCGGACAUUCUCGUCGACAGCAGCAACGCCUUCUAGCAGUACAGCGAGUCCGGCAGAUGGCAAGAGCAGGUUCUUCGACGAAGGCAGGCGACGCAGCGUGAAUGACAGCCAGACGUCGAAGCCAGCUACGAAGGAGAAUCAGGCGUCUGGUGCAGCGGCUCCCAAGACCAAGGCGAAUCCCAUAGGCGGGGCUUCUGCGUUUUCCUGGUUGAACUCUGGUGGACCGAAGUGA
This is a messenger RNA of Zasmidium cellare ATCC 36951, 1833 nucleotides long. RefSeq lists its product as uncharacterized. The transcript is spliced from 2 exons. The coding region runs from base 1 to 1833 and encodes 610 amino acids. The record is from RefSeq and is a predicted model, not a curated record. NCBI's taxonomy places the organism in Eukaryota, Fungi, Ascomycota, Dothideomycetes, Mycosphaerellales, Mycosphaerellaceae.